AUGAAGGAAGAAAUAGAACACGAAAGUCAGAGAGACGAUCACAAGAACUACGAUUCUUUCAUCUUGUUUUUACUGAGCCAUGGAACCGAGGGUGUUGUUUAUGGAACGGAUGGCUAUCCAUUGCCCUACGACACAAUUAAAGAUAUACUGAAUAACAGGAAUUGUCCCGGCCUGAGGGGCAAACCGAAAAUGAUAUUUAUUCAGGCUGACCAGGGAAAUAUACUGGACUUCGGGGCACUCCCGGGCGGCCAAACAGUUCAACAACCGCAGCAAGCACCACCUGCAGCAAACCUUGACGAUAAGGUACCCGAUGCGCCACUCGAGAUUCCAAAGCUACCCAUUACACCGACCAUGUCCGAUAUUCUCGAGGUCCAUGCGACUUCACCAGGAGAUCCUAGUGAUCUCCGUUCCAGUAACCUUCAAAGCAGUAUUCCAGAGUUGAAGGGGAGCGAAGUACACAAAUUGUGCUGUGCUGUACUGAUUCCAGCUAGUUAG
Lingula anatina is the source of this 495-nucleotide messenger RNA. Its product is annotated as caspase-2-like. NCBI's taxonomy places the organism in Eukaryota, Metazoa, Brachiopoda, Lingulata, Lingulida, Lingulidae. The record is from RefSeq and is a predicted model, not a curated record.